UCUCGGCUGCAUCAGAGCGCCACUUCUCUCCAGGUUAACCAGAGGAAACACCAAUGAACAUAAUGCUUUUCCUUCCAGCUGCUGCUCUGUGCUGCCUGUGUUCAGGGCUGGUAGCCAUGGCAACAGAGCUGGUCCAAGAUAGGUUAUCGGUUGUUGCUAAAGCUAAAACUACGGUCUCUUUGAAGUGCUCAGGAACAGACAACUGUGAAAAGAAGCAGGUUUACUGGUACCAAAAGACAGAGAAAGAUCCAUUUCGAGCUGUUCUGCGUAUUGAUUUGACUGAUGGAAAUGUAAAUAAUCGUUACAGUCAUCCUAACAAAGAUGAUUUUACAGCUACUAAAGAAAAGUAUGGCUGUACUUUGGUGAUCAAGGAAGUUAAAGUGGAACAUGAAGGCACCUAUUUCUGUGUCUGCUGGAAGGCCUCCGGAGGAUCAGCGGAUAAGAAGUAUCUCAUCUUUGGGACUGGAACAAAACUUAACAUAACUGAUGAUAAAGCCAAGCCUCCAAAGGUGAGCUUGUACUCAGUGGCGCCUGAACUCCAGCAGGAGGGGAAGCAGCCCCUACUGUGUGUCGCCUCGGGCAUGUUCCCCACUGAUGUCCAGUUUUCCUGGAAAAGGAAGAAGGCUGGUUCUCAGGAGGAGCCUCUCCCUGAUGAAGAACAACUGGAAAUCAAAGAGUCGGAUCGUAUCGCCUCCCUCAGGCUGGUUGAUAGGGAUCCUGACUCCCCCUAUAAUUACACCUGCAAUGUAAAGCAUGAACUAAAAACUGAGGACCUGGAACCAAUAGUGAUUACACAAGCGCUUCCAGCUCACACUGCUAGUUCCAGCAACUGGUACAGAGAGAGGCUGUUCUGCCUGCUGUACUCAGUGCUGAUAGCCAAGAGCCUGGUUUAUUUCUGUGGAAUCUCCCUGUUCAGCAUCUACUGAAACAGGAAAGCUUCACUCCAUCAAUGACUCAGCAUCUGUCCUUCUGCAGCAAAAGCCUUUUUUUCCCCCCAACAUGAAUGUAAAGCUUCCAUAUUUUUAGUUUUAACUGCAAACAUAAUCAUAAAUAUAAUAAUCUUGGCAAGCUUCAUUGCAUUAGCAGCUUUUACAUUUGGUAAAUGUAUGUAAUACAUUGAGAGAUUUGGUACAUUUUAAGUGAAUU
Cyprinodon tularosa is the source of this 1146-nucleotide messenger RNA. Its product is annotated as immunoglobulin lambda-1 light chain-like. Bases 54 to 926 code for a protein of 290 amino acids. Lineage: Eukaryota; Metazoa; Chordata; Actinopteri; Cyprinodontiformes; Cyprinodontidae. The transcript is spliced from 5 exons. The record is from RefSeq and is a predicted model, not a curated record.